CUUUCACUGUCCCUCUGUCUCGCUCGGUUGAAGAUAGUGAGGAAUCAUGACUUCACCUGGGAUACCUGGAUUAUUAGAUCAACAAGACAUUUUAGAGAGCUUUUAUUAAAGCCUACAAUAUUGGCCUGCAAGUGGAUAACUAUGCCACAGAUACAAGUCAGGAUCAACCAGGGCUAGCACACAUGGCCUUGUAAACUGUGGCUGUGAACCGUCCUAUCAAGGAAAUUCCUCAGUCCUCCAGGGUCACCUCCGUGGGUUCUCUAUCUGGAGCACAGGCCGAUGACCACGAUGUCACACUGAAAUUGAAAAAGAGAUUCAGGACUGUCGUGUAGCAUGACCUGAAGCGGAUCUCUCUCAUCAUCUAAAGCUGCAUCCAAGCAAAAGAUAAAGCAGGAAGCUCUGGGGAGACGCGAUGGCUACUGAAGAAAAUCAGACCCAUGUCGGGGCUGUUGUCCUGCCUCAGCGUGCUUCACCUCCAUCCACUGGGAGCAAACCCAACAGAGAAGCCAGACACGCAAAUGACAACCAGGAAGUAUGGCGAUACUCUGACCCGCUGUGGCAUUCAAAACAGCGGAGCAGCCCUUCCCUCCUCUUCUAUAGGAAGUUGUCGUGUGACAGUGGACAAGGGACAAUCUUGGAUGAGGAAUACGAGUGUUUGGAAUACAGAUCAAAAAUCGCCAGUGCAGCAGAGAAACUUUAUCCACAGCUGUCGGCUGGCAGGAGAAUUGAAGAAAUAACUAACACAGUAACUGAGAUACCUGGGAAAAGUUCAGAGGGGUCUCUGUGCCAGCUGGACACCCCUGAAGAGGGUGUAGAAGCAGGCAGAAACAGAACUGGCAGCACCCGCUGCUCCUGCACCCUGUCGAGCCUUUACACAAGUCCAAACAACUAUUGUUGCCACAGCCCCAGAUCCAGUCCGAGUCCCAGCUCCAGCCCUGUUCACAGUCCUGGCCCCUGCCCCAGUUCCUCUCAGUCCAAACAACGACACAUCCGUCGCAGCAGCCUGCCUGUGUCUAUGCUGGCUUUCCACAAGACAUCGCCAUACCUCUCAUCUCAGUGCAGUCCAUCCAGUGAGCCGAGCUCUUUGGUGUCCUCUCCCAGUGGUUCCCCUCCUCCCAGCCGCCGCCAGCAUCACCAGAAUGGACACAUUCGCCGGCACCAUCUCAAAGAUGGCUACUCGAGUUUAGAGAGGCUCAACAGAAGGCCCAGGGUCAAGAAAUGUUCCCUGGAGCAACUCUUCCUAAGGCGAGCAUCUCUAGACACCAUGAGAACAAACCUGAAGAGUGAUGAAAGCUCACCGUCGGGUGUUACUAGGACCUGCAGUGGGGACAGCAGCAGUGAGGGGGAUGGAGAGGGUCUCUUGGAUAACACAGAGUUUAUAAGGAACCGUAAAGAGCGUUCCACUGUCCUGGUGAGGCGCUUCUUCAAGAAUAAUCAAAAGAUGACCAAGUCCGUGUGCACUGGCACCAGAGCGAUUGUCAGGACGCUGCCAUCAGGACACAUCUCAGAGGAGGUCUGGGAGGGGGUUGUCAAUCACAGCAUAUGGCAACCCACUAAGAAGGAUAUAUGGCCAAUAGUAAUGAGCGAUAUGAGAGAAGAGUUGAGAAUCUGCAGGGAGAUACUACGUUUAGUUGGAGUUAAGCUACAGCAGGUUAAUAACUAUGUGCAAGACAGAGAGGAAUUCAACCUGAUUCAUCCUGCCAGAAAACUCCUGCUAUCCUGCCCUGGAUGUGUGUGUCUCAGGGAGUGUGGCUGGCCAUCGCACACUGUCAACCAUCCUUAUCACCUGUUAAGGUUUUAUCGUGCUUGUGGCCAGAGGACGUCGGUGUGUUCCCUGCUGACUGGAGCCCUACUGGAGGCCACAGCAGCUCUCGGUGCCCGCUCCGCUCUGCCCUACCCUCUGCCCCAGGGCCCCAGCAGCCACGCCGUGCUGAAAGAGCGUCAGCUGGCCAACAGUAUGACCAGCAGCAGCUCUCUUCCUCCCAGUGUCAGCGGGAUCAGUAAGGAGCUGGCAGAUGUGCGCCACCUUGUUCAGUUCCCCGAAGAGAUCGCCUGCAUCCUCACCGAGCAAGAGCAGCAGCUUUACCAACGGGUCUUCCCCUUGGACUACCUCUGUUUCCUCACUCGAGACCUGGGCAGUCCCGAGUGUCAAACCAAACGCCACCCAAACCUCAAGGCCUCACUGUCAGUGCCCGCCAUGCCUACCCAGAAUGCUCAGCGAAGUAAUGCUGUGGAGGACCUGGUGGCACGGUUCAAUGAGGUGAGUUCGUGGGUGACGUGGCUGAUCCUGACAGCAGGUUCCAUGGAGGAGAAGAGAGAAGUUUUCUCCUACCUGGUCCAUGUCGCUAAAUGCUGUUGGAACAUGGGAAACUACAACGGCGUCAUGGAGUUCCUGGCUGGACUGAGGUCCCGCAAGGUGCUAAAGAUGUGGCAGUUUAUGGACCAAUCGGACAUCGAGACCAUGAGGAGCCUAAAGGACGCCAUGGCUCAGCACGAGUCAUCUUCUGAGUACAAGAAGGUUGUGACCAGAGCUCUCAAUAUCCCUGGAUGCAAGGUGGUGCCAUUCUGUGGGGUUUUUCUGAAGGAGCUGAGUGAUGCGUUGGACGGGACAGCAAGCAUCAUCAGCCUCAAACCACCUCCAGAUAAUGCAGAGGACUCGAUAGAGUUUGUGUCCGACUACAGCGGCCAGCACAACUUCAUGUCGCGGUCAGGUCCAGAUGGACUACACGUCCCAGAGAAAGAAGCUACUGUCAGCAACAUCCUCCAGAUUAUCAGAUCUUGUAAUCGUAGUUUAGAAGCAGAGGAUCCUGAUGAUGCGUCCACCAGUCCCUCAUCUACCGGCCAAUCCCCUGCGUCCAGAAACAACUCUUUCAGGGAUCGCUGCCGCAAUCAUUCCCAUUCAUUUAGGACACCACCAGAGUCAAACCAUGUCUUAUUCAUGGUGGGGGAUUUGUCGGAUUCAGAGAGCGACUUGUCGUCUGAGCCAGUGGUGAAAGAAGUGGAGUUUCAGGGGACGGAGGAGACGCACAGAGCUUACAGCCAUGGCACUGAACUCAUUCCCUGGUACGUGUUGUCGCUACAACCAGACGUUCACCAGUUUCUGCUGCAGGGGGCUACAGUCAUCCACUACGACCAGGACAGCCACCUCACAGCUCGCUGUCUGCUACGACUACAGCCUGACAACACAACACUCACCUGGGGUAAGCCUCAGAGCGGAGGGGCUUCCCCCACAGAGCAACCACUGGGAUUAGGACAGACAGUUGUGGCGGGACUUGCAGAGGGCCUUUUGGACCUGGGAGUUGUGAAGGCAGUGUUCCUGGGUCAUCAGGGAGUGGACGUUCAUGCUGUAUGUUUGCAAAACAAGCUGAGCCAGAUGACGGUGGAGGAAAACGGUCUCAGCCUCCUCUACGGUCUCAGCACCACCGACAACAGACUCCUGCACUUUGUGGCCCCCAACCACACGGCGAAGAUGCUCCAUAAAGGCCUGUCGGAGCUGGUGAAUGCAACCAGAAAACUGAAAAAGUUUCCCGACCAAAGGUUGCAGUGGCUGAGGAAGCAGUAUGUCAGUUUGUUUCAGGAGGAUGGCAGGUACGAAGGCCCUACACUAGCUCAGGCCAUUGAGCUGUUUGGAGGGCGGAGGUGGAAUAUGGGUACAGGUGGAGUGGAGAAACCUGGCACCCAGAAAAACAGCCCUCUGAGCAUCAAUGAUAAGACCAAGAAGAAGAAGAAGGUCCUUGUCAGGGGAGACAGUGGGGAUGCCACAGACGAUGAGAUGGUUUCCAGGAAAACACGGAGCUGUAAGGAGGGACUGUAUCGAAACGGGCCGGAGUCUGACAGCAUCGACCAAGAAGAUCCAGAGGACAGCUUCCCUGGACCAUUCUCCCUCUCGUCCAGUAAAAGCCCUGGAUUGCUAGUCUCUUCUUCCUCCUCCUCGUCUUCCUCCAGCAUGGCAGGGUCCAACCAUUCACGCCCGCAAUCCUCUCCGAUCCUCUCAGGAACUGCCAAGUCACAGCCAGGGGCUUGGAGCAGCAGGUCGUGGCACGGUAGAGGUAAAGGCUGUUUCAAAGGCUUCCAGAAUCUCAUGAUUUCUGACAGCUCGAUGAGCUUCAUUGAGUUUGUUGAGCUCUUCAAGUCUUUCAGUAUCCGCAGCAGGAAGGACCUGAAGGAGCUGUUUGACACCUUUGCUGUCCCCUGCAGUCGUUCAAGUCAAGAGUCUGCUCCUCUCUACACCAACCUCAGCAUAGACGACAGAGACACAGGGCUACAGCCAGACCUUGACUUAUUAACCCGGAACGGUUCUGAUCUUGGCCUGUUCAUCCGGACGAGGCAGCAGAUGUCUGAUAACCAGAGGCAGAUUUCAGAUGCAAUUGCGGCAGCCAGCAUCGUGACCAACGGGACAGGAGUGGAAAACGCAUCAUUAGGCGUCUUGGGAUUGGCUAUCCCUCAGCUCAACGACUUCUUAGUCAACUGUCAGAGAGAGCACCUCAGCUACGAUGAGAUUCUCAGCAUUAUACAGAAAUUUGAGCCCUCAUCAAGCAUGAGACAGAUGGGUUGGAUGUCAUUUGAAGGGUUUGCAAGGUUCCUGAUGGAUAAGGAGAACUUUGCUUCCCGUAAUGAGGAAUCCCAGAUGAACCCAGAAGAGCUGCAGUACCCUCUGUCCUACUACUACAUUGAGUCUUCUCAUAACACAUAUCUGACAGGACACCAGCUGAAAGGAGAGUCCUCUGUAGAGCUCUACAGUCAGGUGCUGCUGCAGGGCUGUCGGAGUGUCGAAUUGGACUGCUGGGAUGGAGACGACGGCAUGCCAGUUAUUUAUCAUGGACACACACUCACCACUAAAAUACCCUUCAAGGAUGUGGUGGAAGCAGUUAACCGGGCUGCAUUUGUCAAUUCGGAUAUGCCCGUCGUCCUGUCCAUAGAGAACCACUGCUCCCUUCCACAGCAACGCAAGAUGGCUGAAAUCUUCAAGACUGUGAUCGGGGAACGCCUCGUGACUCGAUUCCUCUUCGAAAGUGACUUUAGCGAUGACCCUCACCUGCCGUCGCCGAUGCAGCUGCGGGGGAGGAUCCUCCUUAAGAACAAGAAGCUCAAAGCCCACCAGGCACCGGUGGACAUACUCAAACAGAAGGCUCACCAGCUGGCCCACAUGCAGGCCCAGGCUAGCAACGGUUCACCAGGGGGGACUUCACCCAGCAACCACACCAAUGAUGAAGAGGAGGAGGAAGAAGACGAGUACGACUACGACUAUGAGUCUCUAUCAGAUGCUGAUGUCCUCACAGCCUCUACUGCCUCAUAUGGCCUGGAAGAUAACAUCCUGGACGACAAGCCAGAGGGGAAGAGCUCAGCAGACAAAGAAGAGCAACCUGUUGAUGAAAUACCGAAGAGGAUGAAGAAGUCUGACAGCACCACGCCGAGCAAAGGAAAGGUGUUUGACAUGGAGCUGGGCGAAGAGUUUUACCUUCCUCAGAACAAGAAGGAAAGUCGACAGAUUGCCCAGGAGCUUUCUGACCUCAUCAUCUACUGCCAGGCCGUGAAAUUCCCUGGCCUGUCCACGCUGUCUCCAGCCGGCUCUGGCAGAGGGAAGGACCGGGGAAAGAGCAGGAAGUCCAUAUUUGGCACUGCUCCCGCUCGCUGCAGCACAACAGGGGAGGUUGUGACCCAGAGCCGCACCCCUGGGAAAGGUGGCUCUGAGCGGCUGAGCUGGGAGGAACAACAGACGUCUCCCGUCCUCAACCACCCGACAUCUCUCAGCGCCAUCAUCCGCACGCCCAAGUGCUAUCACAUCUCCUCCGUGAACGAGAACGCCGCCAAGCGCCUGUGCCGGCGGUACUCUCAGAAGCUGAUCCAGCACACCGUGUGCCAGCUCCUCAGGACGUACCCAGCAGCCACCAGGAUCGACUCCACAAACCCGAACCCUCUGCUUUUCUGGCUGCACGGCAUUCAGCUGGUGGCACUUAACUAUCAGACAGAUGACUUGCCCAUGCAGUUGAACACAGCUCUAUUUGAGGCCAACGGCGGCUGUGGCUAUGUCCUGAAACCAGCUGUGCUGUGGGACCGUAGCUGUCCACUCUAUCAGCAGUUCUGUCCGAUGGAGAGGGAUGUGGAGAAAAUGAGCCCUGCCGUCUAUUCCCUCACUAUUGUCUCCGGUCAGAAUGUGUGUCCCGGUAACACCGCCGGCAGCCCCUGCAUUGAGGUGGAUGUUCUGGGCAUGCCCAUUGACAGCUGCCACUUCCGGACCAAACCCAUCCACCGCAACACCCUCAACCCCAUGUGGAGCGAGCACUUCCAGUUCACCGUGCACUUUGAGGAGAUGUGCUUCCUGCGCUUCGCCGUAGUGGAAAACAACAGUUCCCAGACUACUGCUCAGAGGACUCUGCCUCUCAAAGCUCUGAAGCCAGGUUACCGACAUGUCCAGUUGAGGACACAACAUAACGAAGCCCUCGAAGUGUCAAGCCUGUUUAUCUACAGCCGCAGAGUGGAGGAAGGUCCCACAGGGGGCGCCACUCCCUCAUCACUGCUGUUCAGCUCAGAGGAGAAUCGUGUGUCGCAGCAGCACAGGGUGACGGUGUACGGAGCACCUGGUCCGGAGCUCUUCACCGUGUUCUGUGUUACAGAACAGACGACUGCCAAACAGCUGCUGGACACGGUUGUAGCAUCUACAGGAAACCCGUCAGAGUACUUCCUGUGUGAGGAGAAGGUUCCUCUGUUGAAGGAGCGCAGCGAGGUGAAGCGAUGUGCACAGCAUCGUCCUCUAGCACCCGAGGAGGAGGUGGUCAGACUGGUCUCCAGCUGGAACUCUGAGGAGGGAUACGUGGGAAGGAUCUGCCUCAAGACGAAAGAAGAGAACUUAAAUGAGAAGAACUCGAUGCUGGAGGGAGAGGAGGAGUUGACUGUGGGAGGUCGAGAAGGAGCAGGAGGAGGAGGGGGAGGAGGAGCAGCAGAGGAUGAUAUGUUCUUUGUCCAGGUCCAUGAAGUUUCACCAGAACAGCCUCACACUGUGAUCAAGGCCCCGCGCUACAGCACUGCUCAGGACAUCAUUCAGCAGACUCUGACAAAGGCCAAGUAUUCCUACAGUAUCCUGUCCAAUCCUAAUCCAUGUGACUACGUCCUGAUGGAAGAAGUGAUCAAGGACGGCGGCUCUAAGAAGUCCUCCACUGCCAAGCCUCUGCAGCGAGUGCUGCUGGAUCACGAGUGUGUCUACCAAGCACAGAGCCGCUGGCGUGGCGCGGGAAAGUUCAUACUUAAAUUCAAAGAGCAGGUGGUGCGGGAAGACAAAAAGAAAGUAAUUUCCUUCGCCAGUGAGCUCAAGAAGCUGACCAGCCGCAGCCGCAGCAUGACGACUGGCAGUGGGGUGGACGGAGCUGCCCAGAGUAAGGAUGAUAGAGCUGCAUGCUGUGUGGCUCUGACAGAGCUCCAGGAGUGAGGCUCACACUCUGCCUGCUGUCUGUGCAUGGGAAGGCAACAGAGGGUAUCUGUCUGCAGCUGCAGGUCUGAAGGCGUGGGUGGCAGAGGGCAGGGUGGAGGCAGGAAAGUUCCUACAGGCCUCCUCCUCCUCCUUUAGGGAGCAACUCCAUCCCGUUCACCUGCCCACCUCCUCUCUGACCCCCGCAGCCUGGAAGCUUCACCUCCUCAGGAACUGGAAGAUCCACAAAUGAAGUCCAGAGAGAGAGACUUGGGUUGACCACUUCUAAACUUAGAGGAUUCUAAUUUCCAAGACGGGUGAAAAGUUUCAGCGAGGGUUCGGUACGCUCCUCUCUACGUCCUGAAGGAGUCUGGUCCUGCCUUGUGCUAGCUGAGCAAGCGGAGGACAGGAUCCAGUUGUUUGGUGACAGAUGUUCGCCCCCUUUUCUUGGUUGAAUGAUGGACAGGAGUUUCAUCCAGUCAGAAACCCCAUCCAGCGUCACUUUAGAGCAGUGAUGGUGAUGUGGGGGCAGGUAGCGCUUGCUCUUAUUGGUUUAUUGGUUGCGGCUCCACAGAGAGUCUGGAGUACCAGAGGCAGCUGUGUUAUUGAAGUCAUCAGGUAUGAGAUCAGACAACGUACUCCUCUCUUACCAAUAAAAAGGGACCCUUUCCUGAGUUACUUUCAAAGGAUGAAGAGGUUAGGGUGCCAGUUUUAUAUCUCCCAAAAAAUCCAGGAGGGCUGAAAAAAAAAGCCACUACAAUUCUUCUAAGAGUUAAUUAAAUGUGCUACUAUAGCACUACAAUUUGUUAUAGGGUGACUGUACCAUGUAUUUGGUACUUAAUAACUUUAUAAACUACUCCCCCUUCCUGGUAUCACACAGAGAAAGCACAGAGCAGACAAAGGGAGAUCUGCUUGUAAAAAUGGGAGGAGAGAUGUAGGAGAGUACGAGGGCUGAUGAGGUGAAAAAGUAUUCUUCUCUUUCUCAGGUAUGGGCUCCUUUUUUUCUGAGGGCAUUGUGAAGGAGGCUGACAAGCUGGCUUGUUUGGUUCUUUUCUUACUGUUCCAGUUUCACAGUACUGUAAGGGCACAUUUUGAGUCAUUCACAAAAGAGGCAACAAAUUGUUAGACGAAUAUCCUGUAAUGGACGCAGCAAUGCUCUAAGCGUUUUCUUGGACACUACUGUCGCUGCCCUAUAGGUGACGAUAAAUGGACAGCAUUAUUAGGCAGUAUAGCUGUGCAAUGUUAAAGGGAUAGUUGGGAUUUUCUGAAGUGAGUUACUUAUCCAUAGUCAGUGUAUUACCUACAGUAGAUGGUGGUCGGCACGCCCCCAGUUUGGGGAAGCAGGCAGGAGUAUUUUCCAUGGAAGUUAAGCAAUGUACUGCUGUUAACAGGGCCAGCAGCAAAAUGUAUUUUAGCCACCUAAAAAAAGAAAAAAAUCAGUUAGUGUAUGCUAAAUUUUUAAUAUUUUCAAUGCAUUACCUUACAGAUGGGGAACUAAAGCCAUUAUCUCUGCUCACAUCAAAGCCACCAGAAUCCUUUGACAACAAUAGUAAUUUUACCUUUCAAAACACAAGAGUUGUUGGCAGCAGUAGAUCAGAGGUAAAAUGACUGUUUUUGUCAGUUGAGUCUGGUGGCUUUGAAGGAAGCAUUGAUGAAAACUUAAGUUUCUCCCACGCAAAUGUAAAUAUAUUUUAACUCCACUCUGGAUAUCCACUCUCUAUAGUGGACAAGUUGAUGUUGCCCCCAUCCAAAGCAGUACAUUCCUUAGCCUCCAUGCGUGUCGACCCCCAUCUACAGUAGAUAAUACUCUGACUAUGUAUCAGUACCCCAAGCAACCACACUGCAAACAAAUCUAAAAUAUCCCUUUUACUUGUGCAGGGGCAAAUGUUAAACAAUUUCUCAUCACUGUGUUGAUAAAGUUGUCUUUCUGUGCUGCAACACGGCCUUUAAUGUUUGGUAUUUUUGUAGCUGAAUCUCUGAGGAUCUGUGUCUCGUUUCACAAAGUAUUUCAGUUCUGUCAUCAUUGUCCACUAAUAAUUAAGCCAACGAUCAUCUAAUCCAGCCAACCAAAUACAUUAUUUAAUACAUUUUUGAUGAGAAAUGCUACUUGUUACUGGUGUAGGGUUUGAAAAUUUACCGAAACCUUUUCAAAUGUUAAACAGCCAAACCCAGGUGGCCAUACUAGGUCUUUUCCCAAUUUAAAAUUCCGAAUAAAAUUGGUAAAAUUAGGAUUUGAAUCCAAAAUGAUCUGAAAGAAUAAACUAGUUAACUUAAAAAAUCUGACCUGUUAUUUUACCUCUUUCAAUGUUGCAAGAACCCCUUUAUUUAAAUGGAACAAAGAUGAUUUUAGCACUGAGAUUCUUUGGAGAAAUGCAGCCAAGUCUUCAAACAGCAUUUUGCACAUUUUGUUUUUCCUUUAAAGUCUGGUAAAUGAUUGUUACGAGAUGGCCGCAAACUAUUAUCCUUUUUUAAAUUUCUUUAUUAUGAUGAUCUUAUUUAUUACUUUCACUUUCGGCCCAGGUGCCAAUUUAUUUUUUAAGGAAAGCACAAGACAGAUGUUUGGAUUGUUUUUAUAACUCUUCAAUGGGUAUGUAGUCCGAGCUCAAAUGUCAAAAUUCCCCACACAAAAAUAUAAUUAGCAACAUAAUGAAUUGCAUUUCACUCCAGCCCAGAUUUACGGCUCUUAAUUUUGAAUGCAGUAUAUUUAUAGAUGACUUUUGAUGAUUGAUAUUGAUUGAUUUGAAAUAGUAACUAAGAUUUCUUUAUUUGUACUUACUGCUCAUUUCAAUAUUUCAAUACUCUUUAAGAAUUUCAUAAAACUUGAUUUAUUUGGGGCCACUCUACCCCUUUUUCUGUAUUGAUGUGUAACAUUUCCAUAUUUUUGAAAUUUUGAUUAAGUUUAGAUACAUUUUUUUCUCUUUACAACAUGGCUUUCUUUUCUUGGACAUUAUUAAUAAUACCUAGAUCCUCUCUCUAGUGUAGUCAUGCAGAUCAUCAAGGAGCCCACUAAGAUUUUUAAAUCUACACUAAAGUGUUUUAUGUUGGUCGGUCAUGAUUAAUGAAGCAAAGCUCGGACUUAAAAGACAAAACAGCUUAAUUUCCUUUAUGACACCUAAAAAAAAAAAAUCAUUUUUGUGAGUUUGUUUAACUGUAAACAAUUUUGGGUUAAUAAUAAAUUAUACUGUUGUAAAUGUGCCUAUUUUAACUCACAUUCCAACAUGAAACUUGUAAUUUGAAGGAAGCUUUCUGAAACCUGUAUUGUUGAACAAUUCUUGUUAAAAUGAUAGUUCAGAUUUUUUAAAAUGGGGCUGUAUGAGGUACAUGUUCGUAGUCACCUACAGUAGAUGGCUGUCGAAGCAGGCGUAUUGCUCGAAGUUGCCAUCAGACACUUUCUGACAGCGAACUGAAGUCCUUCUCUAUGUUCUCUUACCUCACAGAAAAUGGGAGUUGCUGUUUUUUCAACGCUUUGAUCGCUAACUUUAUUUGUGUCUUUGUUGAAUCUGAAUAACCCUUUAAAACACCAAAAUUACACAAUAACACAAACUAAACGAUCAAGCCAGCAACUCCCGUAUCCUGCAAGGUUAAAUUACCUGUUUUGUCAAUGGAGUCUGGUGGCUUAGAGAGAGCAUACAUGAACUUUAACAGGGCUGUCUGACAACAAGGAAAAGCUGUGAAAAUAUUAUAAAUAUAGCACAUACUUAAACUGAUAUGGAUUUUGCUGCUGCCCCUGUCUACAACAGUAGAUUGCUUAGUGUCCAUGCCCGUUCUCCAGCCCAGUCUUUAAGUACCUAAUAUAAGCCCACUCAAAAUCUGAACUGUUCCUUUAACACCUAACUACGUAUACGUACAAGUGUCAUGUAUAAAAUGUUUGAUUUUCUUUUUUUAGGCCACGCUCCACAAAAAUAAUGAGUGUGUCCUUUUACUUUCAUUUGUCUUCAAGUAAAAACUUUGCUCAGUGCCAAGUAUGGUUAAAUAUUAGUGCAAUAGGGAAGUUCUGUCACUUCAAACCUUUAGGUUUUUGUUCUACUCAACUCUAAUUUUUAACUUUUGACCUGCCAUGUUUAAAUUUUAUUCACAAAAAGCUUAUCUGUCAAGGCGACGUUUAAGGCUUAUUCUUAUUAAGGUAGAUUAGAUUGUGAUGAAGAAGCCACAACUCUGAACUGGGUAUUAAUUCCAGCUACCAAAUGAUAUCAGCUGAUAGAAAUAUUGGAAAUCCACACUUACUUUACACAGAAAGGGACAUUUUCUGUUCAAUUGUAAAUCUGUAAUCAGUGAGGCAGAGCUGUGUUCCUUGUUUUCCUCCUUUCUAACCUGUAGACCUCAUUUCUGAAUGUAACAUUUCUUAACGUGUUGAACCUGAGACAAAUGUGUGUUUGGAUGUUAUUUAUUUUAAUGUGAAGCCCUGGUUGGCAAUUAUCUGUUGCUCAUGUAUAGUUUCCUGUAAGUAGUUUUAAGUGUUUUUCUUAUUUAUUUCAAUGUGUGAGAGGAUACAUUCUCCACUGCCCUAACUUUACUCAAACUUAUUUAGAGACGUAAAGAAAUAUUUUACUUUAUGUGUAAAGUAUUCAGUAUACUAUUCAUAUGUCUGGCAUGUUAUUCUGCAGUACACAGCAGUAUCUUUUAAUGCCUUUUAUUUUGUGUUUUCAGAAAUGUGGGAAGAGCUGACAAUUUGAAACUUUGUCCAAUCAUUUAUUUUUAAAAGAUUUUGGUGUAUUCGUUAUAUCCGCUGAAUAUGACAUAUGUGUUUGCUGACUGUGGACAAUCUGUUGUUUCCAUAAGAUGUGCAGUAUACCCUUUAACAUCCACUGUGUUACGACGUGGCUGUCAAGUGAACAUACAUUUGUCUAUUUACUUGAAUUUUUAAAUGGAUGAGAAUUGGUGGAUUUGUCAUAUACCAGAAUCACAAUAAAAAAUAAAAAUACUUAGUUCUGUCUGAACUCAA
This is a messenger RNA of Centropristis striata (black sea bass), 12344 nucleotides long. RefSeq names its product phospholipase C, epsilon 1 (gene plce1). The transcript is spliced from 47 exons. Gene Ontology annotation, biological process: lipid metabolic process; small GTPase-mediated signal transduction; phosphatidylinositol-mediated signaling. The record is from RefSeq and is a predicted model, not a curated record. Gene Ontology annotation, molecular function: phosphatidylinositol-4,5-bisphosphate phospholipase C activity; guanyl-nucleotide exchange factor activity. Lineage: Eukaryota; Metazoa; Chordata; Actinopteri; Perciformes; Serranidae. The coding region runs from base 413 to 7423 and encodes 2336 amino acids.